GGGAUCCGGUGCUCCGUCACCGAGGGCCCCGCGAUCUCCCAGCCGAGGGCAGCCGGCGGGGGACUGGUUGAUUGCGUGGUGGUCGGGGGCAGGAUCAGCGGGCUCUGCAUCGCCCAGGCGCUCGCCACGAAGCACCGUGACAGGGCCCCCGACGUGGUCGUCACCGAGGCCAGGGACCGCGUCGACGGCAACAUCACCACCGUCGAGAGGGACGGCUACCUGUGGGAGGAGGGCCCCAAUAGUUUCCAGCCAUUCCGAGAUUUCGGGGCGAGGCUCGAAUCGACGUGAGUUCUUUCUUGGGUGUUCUUCCUUUUUUUUUUCUGGGGGAAAGGAAGAAAAUGGAGAGGACAAAGCUAUCGUUGGAUAGAUGCUCAAGAACACUCAGACUUCACUUGCAGAAGAACAAGAACGCAAUCGCCAGUUGACAAAGCCUGUAACUGCUGAAAAGAUGGAAACAAGAAAAGCAGAGCUUGAGACUAACCUUGCAACUAAUCUCAAGAGGCAGAAGCAAGAGUAUGAGGCUAUUAUAUCCUCAUCAGAGACUGAUUUGCAUGAAAAUGAAGCGGAAUCAAAGUGGCAGGAGCUAAAAGAUACUAAAUCAUUGGUCAUUGAUGCAACCCAGCGAUUAGAAGGAAUUAAUAGAAGUACAGAGGAAACAAAUAAGCAAAUCAAAAAGAUCAAAGAUGAGAUGGCAAAGUUGAAGGCUUUGGAGGACACCUAUGAGAAAACACUUCAGGAUGAAACUAAAGAACUUGAACAACUCUUUAGCCGGAGGAAUACUCUUAAAGCUAAAAAGAUGAGUACUCAAAAAAGAUAAGGAACUUGGGCCCGUUAUUUUCUGAUGCUUU
Syzygium oleosum is the source of this 848-nucleotide messenger RNA. Its product is annotated as structural maintenance of chromosomes protein 3-like. Gene Ontology annotation, biological process: mitotic sister chromatid cohesion. The transcript has 6 exons. Bases 368 to 817 code for a protein of 149 amino acids. The record is from RefSeq and is a predicted model, not a curated record. Gene Ontology annotation, molecular function: double-stranded DNA binding; cohesin loader activity. Lineage: Eukaryota; Viridiplantae; Streptophyta; Magnoliopsida; Myrtales; Myrtaceae.